Culicoides brevitarsis is the source of this 1271-nucleotide messenger RNA. It is a transcript of the gene Tgt, whose product is annotated as queuine tRNA-ribosyltransferase catalytic subunit. The record is from RefSeq and is a predicted model, not a curated record. Bases 66 to 1253 code for a protein of 395 amino acids. Gene Ontology annotation, molecular function: tRNA-guanosine(34) queuine transglycosylase activity. Gene Ontology annotation, cellular component: cytosol. NCBI's taxonomy places the organism in Eukaryota, Metazoa, Arthropoda, Insecta, Diptera, Ceratopogonidae. The transcript has 2 exons.
UCGAUAAACAAAAAACACGUUGAACUGUUUUGACUAACAAAAAAAAUAAAAUUAUUCCAUUAAAAAUGACUCAAAAAAGCCCCUUAACUUACAAAAUAAUCGCGAAAUGCCAAACUACCAAAGCUCGAGUUGGUAUCAUCGAAACUCUUCACAGCCAGAUCAAUUCACCGGUUUUCAUGCCGGUUGGCACCCAUGGAACGCUAAAAGGUCUUCUACCGGAGCAACUUUUAAAACUUGACUGCCGUAUCAUGCUCGCAAACACGUAUCACCUCGGAUUACGUCCCGGAAUCGACGUGCUCAAGAAAGCUGGCGGCUUACAUAAAUUCAUGAAUUGGCCAAAUUCGCUUCUUACCGACUCAGGAGGCUUUCAAAUGGUUUCUUUGUUAAAAUUGGCGGAAAUUGACGAGCAUGGCGUGAAUUUCGCGUCACCUUAUGACGGGUCAAAGUGCAUGUUAACCCCGGAAGAGUCAAUUCGCAUCCAAAAUGCCAUCGGAGCAGAUAUAAUAAUGCAGCUGGAUGACGUUGUAAAGACCACAUCGACAGAUUUAGAGAGGAUUGAGGAAGCAAUGGGACGCACAAUUCGCUGGUUAGACCGUUGCAUCGAAGCGAACGAGAGAAAUUCCGAACAAAGUAUUUUCCCCAUCGUGCAAGGCGGAUUAAUUCCCGAUUUACGAAGAAAAUGCGCCGCUGAAUUACUGAAAAGAGAAACGCGUGGCUUGGCUGUUGGCGGUUUAAGUGGCGGCGAAAGCAAAGACGAGUUCUGGAAAACGGUCCAUUUGUGCACAGAUUUACUUGCGGAACGUGAAUGCCCGCGAUAUUUGAUGGGAGUUGGCUUCGCAAGUGAUCUUGUCGUGUGUGUAGCGCUCGGAAUUGACAUGUUUGACUGCGUUUUUCCCACGAGAACGGCUCGUUUUGGAUGUGCGCUCGUGCGCGAAGGUCAAUUGAACCUGAAACAGAAGAAAUAUGCCCUCGACACGGAUCCCAUUGACAAAAAUUGCAAAUGUACGACGUGCCAAACGUAUUCUCGCGCCUAUUUACAUCAAAUUGUGACCGUGGAAUCAGUCGCUUGCAGCUUAUUAACCGUUCAUAACGUCGCCUUUCAACUUAAACUCAUGUCUGACAUCCGUGAAGCGAUUCAAAAUCAAAAAUAUCCCGAUUUUGUGAAAGAUUUCAUGGCUACAGCAUACAAAGACAAGCCCAUUCCUAAUUGGAUAACUGACGCAUUGAAAGCAGUAAACAUUGAAUUGCCCUAAAAACUGAUUUUUAUUCAU